Messenger RNA from Durusdinium trenchii, 492 nucleotides. Lineage: Eukaryota; Dinophyceae; Suessiales; Symbiodiniaceae. The record is from the annotation of a GenBank genome assembly.
AUGAAGAAGAAAGCUGCAACUACAGGUGCAAAACUUGGACAAGCUAUUCCUUUACAUGGAGCGCUUUGGAAACAAUGGUGCCAACAUCUCCUUCGAAUCGGGCCCAGCUGGCUCUAUGUGGUCGUCAUGCUCAGCCAUAUGCUUUGCUGCAGGGUUUCUGAAGUACUAGCCUUGACCGCAGAUGACUUCAAUUUGCGCCACCGAUUUGUGAGGAUCAAACCGUUGAAGCGUCAGCCAGAGGUGAAGAAAUGCCUAUUGACACCAGUGCUCUCAAAACUGCAGUCUUUGAAGAAGAAGGGUGUGAAGCGCAAACGCACAAGGAAUUGUGGAGCAAGGGGCUCGGUGACCUUUGUUGACCAUUGGGAGUGGCCAAAACCUGGCGCAUACUUGUUUCCUUCACAGAGAACGAGCGGCCGCAUGAAAAAGGACGCUGUUUGUCACAGCAUCGUGAAGGCAAGAAAGUCUUUCGACAGGGACAUCGACACCACCAAA